GCCCCAACAGCGCAGGAGCGGAGAGCUAGCCGCCCAGGUCCUAGCAGCUUACAAAAGACUUUUAGAAUGUCGUCUUCAUAUACUAAUAUGACACUCUCUCACUUUCGUUCACGAGCCAUUUAGGGGGAAAGUGACCAUCCUGGUAAGACUUCAGGGUGCGAGGACGUGGGUCGGCUCGCGGAGACGGAAGAGUAAAGCGCACCGCUGCCAGGACCUGGGAGGGGUGGAGUACAUCGCUGCCAGGACCCCGGAGGAGAGGCGCACACAGCUCUCUGGACCUUUCCCGGAUGAGGAUCGCUGCCAGAACUCCGAAGGGGGAGGGGCGGGCAUCCCUGCCAGAACCUUGUAGGGGGAGCACGGCUGCCAGGAUCCCAAGGAGUGAAGCACACCUCUGCCAGGACCUUGCGUGGAGCGCACCGCUGCCAGGACCCUGCGUGGGGCGCCCCGCCGUCCCCGCCCCGCGCGUCCCCGUCGCCAUCCUGGUCCCCGUCCUUCACUCUCCGGCCGCGCUCUCCAUCCCAGUUCCUGCUCUCCGCCGCGUCUCCGGCCGGCCUCGCCCGCACGCCCUGGUCACCGUCCCUCCACCCGCGCCCUCCCCGAGGGCCUCCGCCGCCGCCGCCCUGGCGCUCCCCGCCGAGGCCUCCUGCGCCCUGUGCCAGCGUGCGCCGCGAGAGCCGGUGCGCGCCGACUGCGGCCACCGCUUCUGCCGGGCGUGCGUGGUGCGCUUCUGGGCCGAGGAGGACGGGCCCUUCCCGUGUCCCGAGUGCGCCGACGACUGCUGGCAGCGCGCGGUGGAGCCCGGCCGCCCGCCGCUCAGCCGCCGGCUGCUAGCGCUCGAGGAGGCUGCCGCUGCGCCCGCGCGCGACGGCCCGGCCUCCGAGGCGGCGCUGCAGCUGCUGUGCCGCGCCGACGGGGGCCCGCUGUGCGCCGCCUGCCGCAUGGCCGCAGGGCCCGAGCCCCCCGAGUGGGAGCCGCGCUGGAGGAAGGCGCUGCGCGGCAAGGUCUUCUAUCCUGGAUUGUGCUUGGUUACCCAUUUGCCAGACGUUGCCGUGUACCCCCAUUCCUUCUCCCCGGGACGGUGCCCUCUCCCCUUAUCCCCCAGCUCGGAGAACAAGGGGUCUGUGGAGAUCAUGCGGAAAGACCUGAAUGAUGCGCGGGACCUGCAUGGCCAGGCUGAGUCUGCUGCGGCCGUGUGGAAGGGACACGUGAUGGACCGCAGGAAGAAGGCCCUGACCGACUACAAGAAGCUUCGGGCCUUUUUUGCCGAGGAGGAGGAGCGUUUCCUGCAGGAGGCAGAUAAAGAGGAGGGGUCCCCAGAGGAUGAGGACGAGGACGUGGACCCCGCCGAGCGCUUUGGAUCCCUGCUGCAGGCUGUCUCGGAGCUGGAGAGGAGGCACCGCAAUCUGGGGCUCAGCAUGCUGCUGCAGUGAUGUCCUGCCUCUGCUGGCUCCAGGCGGUAACAGCUCCAUCCACGGUCGGCCUGGCCCCCAGUAGCUCCUCCAUCACCUCUUCCUGGACCCGCAGCAACCUUCACCCCUGAGGGCCUGCACCGAGGUGCACACACAAGAUGCAUACCACAGGUGGCUGCCUUGGGUGGGCCAAGGAACCACUGUUCCCUUGCCCUGUGGGUGUUCGUGUUCCCCAGGCUGUAACCAUUUCACUGUAGAGACCUGUAGCGGGGGUACCAUUGAUCCCAGUGUAUCACGACUCUUCAUAAAGCUCUUGUCGCUGCCA
Messenger RNA from Hyaena hyaena (striped hyena), 1734 nucleotides. RefSeq names its product ring finger protein 187 (gene RNF187). The record is from RefSeq and is a predicted model, not a curated record. The transcript has 5 exons. NCBI's taxonomy places the organism in Eukaryota, Metazoa, Chordata, Mammalia, Carnivora, Hyaenidae. The coding region runs from base 288 to 1430 and encodes 380 amino acids.